AUGCCUGCUAUCAUGAAAUGCACUCUCAGUUGUCCUUGUGGAGACUCCCGACCGCAAAAGCAAGCCAAACAUGCUGGCCUGGCUUUUGAUGCAGUUCCAACUGAGACCAAUCCACUCUGGAUCAAUGACAGUGAGCAUUUGUUGCCAGGGAGUAGAAUUCAAUCUGGUCCUAUGCCUGAUCUUCUUGCAUGUGAGCUCACCAAGCCAUACCAUCCUGCUAGUGAUGAUGCACUGCGUCAAGACAACGCAUACUAUUGUUGCAUAGCAAGCUCUGUAUGCGGAUGGAUGCUCAAAGCUUGGGACAGAAAUCUGCCCCGCAUCUACAAGCAUGCAGGACAAUGUUGGGCACUUUGUAACUGGAGACCAGCGCUCUUCCAGAGAGCCAAAUCCGCCUUGGCUAGCAUGGCACCCAGCAGGUUUGGAGAACCUGAUGCAAAUGUGCAAGAUCAUAGUAGCCCAAAUGAUCUUACAGCCUUGCAUGAACUCCCAGCCCCCAACCCCUUCUUGAGCUAUAGCCACAUGGGAAGCAUGACGCUUCAGGACCAACUAAAUCACACAGUUGCUGCACUGAUCUGUGCCUCAGGGGCCCUGGCUUGA
This is a messenger RNA of Rhizoctonia solani, 597 nucleotides long. RefSeq lists its product as uncharacterized. The transcript has a single exon. The record is from RefSeq and is a predicted model, not a curated record. Lineage: Eukaryota; Fungi; Basidiomycota; Agaricomycetes; Cantharellales; Ceratobasidiaceae. Bases 1 to 597 code for a protein of 198 amino acids.